Molecule: messenger RNA, 249 nt
Organism: Menidia menidia (Atlantic silverside)
Lineage: Eukaryota; Metazoa; Chordata; Actinopteri; Atheriniformes; Atherinopsidae
Source: the annotation of a GenBank genome assembly
UUGAAACCGGGCCGGGGCAAAGAGCUGGCGGCGCAGGGGGCGCUGCGCAGCGGUGUGGUGGCGUUCAUGGUCCUGGGCGUGGCCGUACUCACGCUGGCUCUGGCCGUGGGCGGCCGGAAAGCGAUGGAGUCCUUCGAUAGGCGCCAUUACACGAGACUGGAGCUCAACGACCUGCACUACGAGGGCGCCACACUGAGGGGAAUCCUGGACUGUGAUUGGUCAGAGAUGAUAGGAGUUGAUCUCAGCUGA